Anneissia japonica is the source of this 1206-nucleotide messenger RNA. Its product is annotated as tRNA N(3)-methylcytidine methyltransferase METTL6-like. The transcript is spliced from 7 exons. The coding region runs from base 213 to 1067 and encodes 284 amino acids. NCBI's taxonomy places the organism in Eukaryota, Metazoa, Echinodermata, Crinoidea, Comatulida, Comatulidae. The record is from RefSeq and is a predicted model, not a curated record.
GAAAGUACAGUUAACUUACAGUACAGUACUGUUAGUGAUUUUGUUUGUGUUUUUUAGUUGCACUACGAUUGAAAUUAUCAUUAAUUUAUUUUAUGACAGGAGGAACGCAAAUAUGGAACAAUUCUGUUAUUAAAUAAUUUAAAUAUUAUUGUACAUGGUAUCCAUCUGAGCCGGGUGUGCUAGGCCUCUUAGGCCUAGCUUAUUUUUAGGAAAUGGCCCAGGAGACAUGUCCUGGUAUUCUACAAGAAAAAAUGGAGGAGCAUCCUCUGGAGCAUCCUAGAAUGUUAACUGAUGAGGAGCAACAGAAAUUGGAAAGUGAUUCUGAACUUGUUUCAGAUUUCAAAAGAUGUAAGCUUGAGAAAGAAGCCCAGAAAAACUGGGACCUGUUUUAUAAACGGAACUCUGUAAAUUUUUUUAAAGACAGGCAUUGGACUACUCGAGAAUUUGAGGAGCUAAAAGAACACACAGGUAACAUUGUGAAGAGAUCUCUGCUUGAAGUCGGUUGUGGGGUUGGCAAUGCGUUGUUUCCACUGCUGGAGGAAAAUAAGAAUCUGAUGAUAUAUGCUUGUGAUUUUUCUCCAAGAGCUGUACAGUUUGUAAAGGAUAACCCUCUAUAUAAUGAAUCCAGAGUGAAAGUUUUCCAGUGUGAUCUCACAAAAGAUAAGUUAAAGGACAACAUUCCUGAGGGAACCAUUGAUAUGACAAGUAUGCUAUUUGUCCUUUCGGCUAUUCACCCCGACAAGAUGCCAGAUGUCUUAAAGAAUAUAUUCAAGGUGCUAAAACCUGGUGGUGUCCUACUCUUCCGUGAUUAUGGGCUUUAUGAUCAUGCAAUGUUAAGGUUCUCCAAAGGGCAUAAGAUCAGUGAGAAUUUCUAUGUAAGACAAGAUGGUACUCGUGCCUACUACUUUACAACAGAUUUUGUGAAGCGGUUAUGUCAAGGAAACGGCUUCAUUAUUGACAAGAAUGAGUAUGUGCUUAGAGAAACUGUUAACAAGAAAGAAGGUUUAUGUGUACCACGCGUGUUUGUGCAAUCCAAGUUUAUCAAACCAAACACAUCUAUAUCUUGAUAUCUGCUACAACCAUGAAGGGCAGGUUAUUAGGCAUUGUCUUAGCACCAAUCAGAAUGCAUGGAAUAUUGCUACUCUGUUACUCUGUGUGUGUAUUUCAAGGGAUGGAUAUGCAGCUAAGAUUUCCUUUCACCUAGAG